GGACUUUCAGUGUCAGUCAGGCUGUUUAACUAGUCAGAUUAAUCAGGGAAGCUGCAGCAAAAGCAACACAGUUUCAAAAUGAGUAAAAGACCCAACCUCGUGAAUGUAGAAAAAUGGAUUUCAGAAAAUGAGGAUGCUUUCCUGCCACCAGUUUGCAACAAGCUCAUGCACUUUUCCCAGUUGAAUAUCAUGUUUGUCGGUGGUCCUAAUAUGAGGAAGGAUUAUCAUAUUGAGGAAGGGGAGGAGUUGUUCUACCAGCUGAAGGGGGACAUGUGUCUGAAGGUGAUAGAAAAUGGCAAACACAAAGAUGUGCACAUCAAGGAGGGAGAGAUGUUUCUGCUGCCAGCUCGUAUCCCACACUCCCCCCAGAGACAGGCCAACACCGUGGGACUGGUGGUGGAGAGGAGACGGUUGCUCACAGAGACAGACUGCCUCAGGUACUAUGUGGACAACACCACCACGAUCCUGUUUGAGAAAUGGUUUUACUGCGAGGAUCUCGGAACCCAACUGGUGCCAAUAAUCAAGGAGUUCAUGGCGUCAAAGCAGUACAAAACAGGAAAACCAAAUCCAAAUGAAGUCUUGGGGGAGCCUGCAUUCCAGAUGAACACCAUGAACGUGAUGUCGCCCUUCUCCUUCAAAGACUGGCUGGACAAACACAGGGCGUCGCUGGCCAGCGGCCGUCCCAUCGACAUGUUCGGAGCUCAGUUUGAGACAGAGGCAAUGGUGUUUGGACCUGGGCAGACAGAGACAUCCGUACGGCAAAGUGAUGUGUGGAUUUGGCACAUGGAAGGUUCGUCAAAAGUAACUAUGGAUCAGCAGGAGUUCAGUCUUUCUGCAGGAGACAGCUUACUCAUCCCUGAACAGACCCACUACCAGUGGCAGAGAGAUGAGGGGACGGUUGCCCUGUUUGUUGUCCAAAACCCAGAGCGGAAGAGACCCUGAGCAUCAUCUGCCAAUUCACAAACACACACACAUACACACACAUAUCCAUUAAAUAUACAGUAUUCUGUACAGGUAGUGAGGCACUCAGUGUAAGUGUAGACAAAAAUGGUAGAUUGUGUACAGUAAAAUAAAUCACACACUCAUUUAAGUGAGAGUGUUCUGUUAUGUGUUAAUGAAAAUGAAUAGUACUGAUAAACACCAGAAGCUACUUGAUUCCGAAACUUGAUUCUGAAAUUGCACUUUGCUGUAGUUACAUAUAUAAAUUGCAUGUAAUUUAUAGAUCCGCCCCCAUACGCGGCUCAGCAGGUACAAUGGCUCAUUCACUAAGUAGAAGGUUGGGGGUUCAACUCCUGCUAUGGAGUCCUUGGUCAAGACAGUGAACCUAGUUGCCAUCACUGUGUGAGUGUGUGUGAAUGUGAAUGGACGAAUGAAAGGAAAAUUGUAAAGAGCCUUGUCCAUUAAGGUCAAAAAGUGAUAUUUAAGUGCAACCCAUUUACUUAUGAGAGACAUCUAAUAAAUAAAUAAACAGAUAUCUGAGAUAAAA
This is a messenger RNA of Scatophagus argus, 1486 nucleotides long. RefSeq names its product 3-hydroxyanthranilate 3,4-dioxygenase (gene haao). NCBI's taxonomy places the organism in Eukaryota, Metazoa, Chordata, Actinopteri, Scatophagidae. Gene Ontology annotation, molecular function: 3-hydroxyanthranilate 3,4-dioxygenase activity; iron ion binding. The transcript has 10 exons. Bases 79 to 942 code for a protein of 287 amino acids. The record is from RefSeq and is a predicted model, not a curated record. Gene Ontology annotation, biological process: quinolinate metabolic process; 'de novo' NAD+ biosynthetic process from L-tryptophan. Gene Ontology annotation, cellular component: cytoplasm.